AUGAUAACAACCUUAUUUAAUCCCUCGCUUGACGAGUUCUUCCACACAACCUACCCUUUCUCUUCCGUCUUUACAGAAGUAACCCCUACUGCCAUUGCCACACAAUACCCUUCGAACAAACAAAACCUUGAUCUCAUUGUUGGGUCUUGCCAUAUAAUCAUAUGUUUCGACCUGGAUCGAGGUUUCACUCUAUUGUGGAACCCUUCCAUAAGAAAAUUUUCCGAGUUGCCUUCCUCUUUGGAUGAACCACACCGACUGCGAGCUCACGUAACAUAUGGCUUUGGCUAUGAUUAUUUCAGUGGUGCUUUUCAGGUUGUUGCCUUUUCUGGCUAUAGUAGUGGCAGUUUGGAUGGCAAGGUUUUCAAAGUUAAGGUGAAGGUUCAUACUGUCGGUACUAAGACAUGGAGAAGGAUUCCAGAUUUCCCUUAUGGUGUCCCUGUUGAUGAAUCAGGAAAGUUUGUAUGCGGAUCUGUUAAUUGGCUGACACGUUAUGGUUCAGAUUAUGUCAUUGUUCCUCUUGAUUUGGAGAAGGAAUCUUACAGAAAGCUAUUGAUGCCUUAUUAUGGAGAGGUGGUUGUGAUUAAAUCAACCUUAGAGGUGCUCAAGGAUUGCUUGUGCACUCUUGCUUUUGCUAAUACUUUUUCGGAUGUUUGGCUUUUGAAGGAGUUUGGAAAUGAUGAAUUCUGGAUUAAAUUGUUCCGUCUUCCUAGCAUGGAAGAUCCUUAUGGUUUUUGUUUUUAUGAAAGGUUACUGUAUGUUUUUGAGGAUGGGAAAGUACUUCUCCAAUUUCACUCUGAGUUGGUUGUUUACAAUCCCAUAGAUGGUACUCUCAAGACUCUUCAACAUAUCUAUGGUGUUUCUGAAGUCUACCAUGAGAGUGUAGUAUCACCUCUUUGUUUUGACAUGUGCAGCGGGUAUUGA
Molecule: messenger RNA, 921 nt
Organism: Medicago truncatula (barrel medic)
Lineage: Eukaryota; Viridiplantae; Streptophyta; Magnoliopsida; Fabales; Fabaceae
Product: F-box/kelch-repeat protein At3g23880
Exons: 1
Coding region: 1-921 (306 amino acids)
Source: RefSeq, a predicted model, not a curated record